Artibeus jamaicensis (Jamaican fruit-eating bat) is the source of this 5599-nucleotide messenger RNA. It is a transcript of the gene LRRC32, whose product is annotated as leucine rich repeat containing 32. The record is from RefSeq and is a predicted model, not a curated record. The transcript is spliced from 3 exons. Lineage: Eukaryota; Metazoa; Chordata; Mammalia; Chiroptera; Phyllostomidae. Gene Ontology annotation, molecular function: protein binding. Bases 792 to 2783 code for a protein of 663 amino acids.
GCCAGCCCUCUAGGGAACCGGCUGUCCCGCGCCCUCCUAGAGCAGGAGAAGUGGAGCUGGACUGGAGCCAGCCCUCAGGGUGUCUAUCCCCUUCUCCCGCCGUAACCCCCACCUCGCAAGUGGACCCAGGGUUGACUCGCCUGCUGCCGCAAAGGUCUCCUAGGCUCCUGUCUCAACUGAUCUUUCCCGCCGAAAGAAAUGGGCCCCUGCUCCCAUUUGACAGAUGGGAAAAUAAUGGCAGAAAGGCCAGUACUUGGGGGAAACACAGAGCUAGUCGAAGGCAAAUCAGGAUUUGAAUACAGAUCUACCAUCCUUUGACCCAGCCGUGGGUGGGGCUUUCCAUCCCACCCCACCAGAGAGCCUGCCCACCUGGCAGGGGGCCCCCAUCUCUCUCCAAGGGGCUCCGAAGCCAACCUUCUUCAUGGGUGGUAAGAUGUGAGGGAGCCCCCCACCAACCCCUGCCCCCCGGCUGCCUAAAAUUCCACCAUCACAGCCACAUUCCUUUGGGUUAAAGUCUAAUUCCCCUGUGGGAUGCACACGUCUGCCCUUAGUGAAUCACUGCAGUGUAGGGGGGCCCUACUCGGCGGGUGAUCCUGCCUGAGAGGAGCGGGGACGCACCCCAGACCAAGCACUAUGAGUCUGUCAGCUGGUGGACAUUGGGUGGGGCUGUCAUCAGAGAGGGCUAGAGGGGACAUCAUGGCCUGGUGCAGUGGGAACGUUUGCUCUGGACGCAGGCAGGCUGGAUUCUGGUCCUGACUCUACGCACUGACUGUGUGGCUUUGGGCAGAGCCAUGAGCCACCAGAUCCUGCCGCUCCUGGCCGUGCUGACCCUGGGGCUGACCCUGGGCCUGGCCACCUCCCCACACGGAGACAAGGUGCCCUGUAAGACGGUGAACAAGGAGGUCUCCUGCCAGUGCCUUGGCCUACUCCAGGUCCCCUCAGUGCUCCCGAGGGACAUCGAGGCCCUCGACCUGUCUGGAAACCAGCUUCAGAGCAUCCUGACCUUGCCCCUGGGCUACUACACGGCGCUUCGUCACCUGGACCUGAGCUCCAACGAGAUCGGCUUCCUCCAGCCAGGCAUCUUCCAGGCCCUGUCCCACCUGGAGCACCUCAACCUGGCCCACAACCACCUGGCGCUGAGCACUGGGGGUCUGGGCUCCCUGCUGCACGUGAAGUCCCUGGACCUGUCUGGGAACAGCCUGUACAGUGGCCUGGUGGAGCAGCUGCUGGGGGAGGCGCCAGCCCUGCGCACCCUCACGCUGGCGGAGAACAGCCUGACCCGCCUGACCCGCCAGACCUUCUGGGGCACACCUGCACUUGAGUGGCUGGACCUACAUAGCAAUGUGCUGAUGGACAUUGAGGACGGCACUUUCGAGGCCAUGCCCCACCUGACCCACCUCAACCUCUCCAGGAACUCCCUCACCUGCAUCUCCGACUUCAGCCUCCAGCAGCUUCGGGUGUUGGACCUGAGCUGCAACAGUAUCGAGGCCUUUCAGAUGGCCCCAGAGCCCCAGGCCGGGUACCAGCUCACCUGGCUGGACCUGCGAGAGAACAAACUGCUCCACCUUCCUGACUUGGUGGCACUACCAAGACUUAUCUACCUGAAUGUGUCCAACAACCUCAUCCGGCUCCCUGCGGGGCCGCCGCAGGGCAGCAAGGCCAUCCAUGCACCUUCCGAGGGCUGGUCGGCCUUGCCCCUCUCGAACCCCAGCUGGAAUGCCAGCACCCACUCCCUCUCCCAGCUCCUGAAUCUGGACUUGAGCUACAACGAGAUCGAGCUAGUCCCUGAGGGAUUUCUCGGUCACCUGACCUCCCUACGCUUCCUGAACCUCAGCCGGAACUGCUUACGGGCUUUUGAGGCCCGGCGUGCGGGCUCCCUGCCCUGCCUCGUGCUCCUGGACAUCAGCUACAAUGCGCUGGAGGUGCUGGACCUGGGCACCAGAGCACUGGGGUCACUGCGGACGCUGCUCCUACAGGGCAAUGCCCUGCAGGACCUGCCCUCAUACACCUUUGCUGGUCUGGCCAGCUUACAGAGGCUCAACCUGCAGGGGAACCGGGUCAGCCCCUGUGGGGGGCUAGGUGGUCCUGAACCCUCAGGCUGUGUGGACUUCUCUGACAUCUCCUCCCUCCGAGUCCUAAAUUUGGUGGACAACGAGAUGGAGACACUCUGGGCAGGUGCCUUCCUUCAUACACCACUUACCGAGCUAGACCUGUCUUCCAACCCUGGGCUGGAUGUGGCCACAGGGGCCUUGGCGGGCCUGGAGGCCUCCUUGGAGGUCCUGGCCCUGCAGGGCAACGGGCUAGAGGUCCUGCAGGUGGACCUGCCCUGCUUCAGCUGCCUCAAACGGCUCAAUCUUGCGGAGAACCGCCUGAGCCGCCUGCCGGCCUGGACGCAGGCAGUGUCCCUGGAGGUGCUAGACCUGAGGAACAACAGCUUUAGCCUGCUUCCGAGCAGUGCCAUGGGCGGCCUGGAGACUAGCCUCCGGCGCCUCUACCUGCAGGGGAACCCGCUCAGCUGCUGUGGCAAUGGCUGGCUGGCGGCCCAGCUGCACCAGGGCCGUGUGGACAUGGAUGCCUCCCAGGACCUGAUCUGCCGCUUCAGCUCCCAGGAGGAGGUGUUCCUUAGCCACGUGCGUCCCGAGGAUUGUGAAAAGGGGGGGCUCAAGAACGUCAACCUCAUCAUCAUCCUCACCUUUGCACUUGUCUCUGCCAUUAUCCUCAUCAUGCUGGCCACCUGCUGCUGUGUCCGCCAGCAGAAAUUCAACCAACAGUACAAAGCCUAGAGAAGCCGGGCUGCAGAUCACCUCAGCCGGGAUACCCCUCCAGGUCAGCGAGGGAGCUGGAGGCACAGAGAAGGGUGAGGUCUGACCCAAGGUCACACAGUGGCCAGGGUCCCAGAACCCUGGUCUCUAACCCCCCAGCCCAGGGCUCCUUUCUCUGCCUCCUGCUGCACUGGUAGGUGAGACGCCUCCCAGACCACACAUGUGGUCCAGCUGUGGAAGCUGGAAGCUGAGCGAUACUGGGAGUGACAAAGAAUGAGGUUUGCCCAUCGAAUCAACAUAUCUUUGCCAGAAGUCUGUUUUGUGCCUCACCCUGCUCUGGGCACUGGGGACACUGGUGAAGGAGACAAUCUCUGUCCUCAAGCGUCUCCCAGUCUGGGUGGGAGGCCGUCGCAGAGCCACGUAGCGACCACACAGAGCGGAGCCCAGGGCUCCGAGGCUCAGCAGCGGCCUGCCCCUGCCAAGCCAGGGCCAGGGAGGGGAAAGACCAAGAGGUCUUUCCAGAAAUAACGCAGAAAUAAUCUGCGUUAUUUCAAAGCAGACUCUUUGUUACAUCUGAUAAUGACUCUCAGCUUCCCUGGAGCAUGAAGAUUGCAACUGGAAGAGAACUGGAGCCACCACACCCGUUUGUCCUGGAUCCGGCGCUAUCAGGCAGGCUGUGGCGGCUCCAGCAGGUCGGGUCGAGAGGCUGUCGCCCUGGCCUCUGGCCAGCACUGGGGCCUCUGUUCCCUGAUCUGGACAGGCUCUUUCCCCACCUGGCACCCUCGCAUUGUACGCACCAGUCUGAAUGCUGCCCUAGCCCCACUCCCUGCUGCAUCCCAGCCCCACCCUGCUGGGGGAGACAGGACUUAAAGUUAGAGCCCUAGGUCUCCGGUUCUGUUUUGUACCAGGCUUGGUAGCUGUAAUGAACCCAGGCCUGCAGCUGCCUCUUUAUGACAACCAUCUGAGGUUGGUCUUUUUUUCCCAUUUUGUAAAAGUGGCUCCAAGUCACCCUCCAGAGUGCCCUUGCCGAGAAAUGCCAUCACUAAGGUUCGGACUCACAUCAUCCUGACUCCAGGGGCUUUGCCACUGCUGGGACUGCAGGCUGUCAGGUGGACAGGAAGUGGCCCCCGCUGCUGGGACAGGGCCUGGGGGCAUCCUGUGCUGUCUAUCCCCACCCGGUCCUCUCCCUCCUCACCCAGGCAGGCAGAGGGAAGCCAGAUGGCCACAAGCCCUCUCCUCCUCCUCUGCCUCACUUUCCCUCAUUCCCUCCUUUGCAGACUGAUGUGGGUUCUCCUUUUUCUCUUCUUGCUCUUGAAGUCCCUCAUUCCCAUUGUCCAAUGAGCAUGGCCAAGAGCGUGAGAGUACUUAGUCCCACCUCCCCAGUGUACAGAUAGGGAAACUGAGGCUUAGGAAGAGGAAGGGACUUGCUCAGAGAUGCACACAUCAGUAGCAGAGCCUGUGGAAAAAAGUAGAUUCAGAUCUCAUCAGGGAUGAGUGGUGGGUGGGGAGGGGUUGAGGGUGGGCCUGAGUGGUUUCCUUCUCUCUCAGCUGUCACAUCACAAGAUAAUGUUGGCUCCAAACACUCUUUCUGGUCCUGAUCAUGCAGGAAUAUUCCCCCCUUAUGAAAAUGGGUAAACCCCCUCCAGAUCUAACACCUGCCCCUCCUAUGCAUGCAGCCAUGGGCUGUCCAGAAGAAAGGGGGCCUUGGGGUCAGCCCAGGACCCUGUGCUGUUGUCUGCACCUCCCACCUGUGCUGGGCAAGGUGGGAGACAAUGAAAACUCCACUUUCUCUGCCCCAUUUUACAGACAAGAAAACUGAUGCCCAGAGAGGGUCAAGGACUCAGGGAGUCGAUGGCAGAGCCGGGGCUGGAACUUGAGGUCCUGGCCCCACCUGGGCCCCAGGGGCCUCGGGGUGGCACAGGGGACCCAGUCCUGGUCGGGACCAUGACAAGAGGUGCUCACUGCGUGGAACACUCCUUCGCAGGCGUGGGGGCAGGUGUGGGCCCUCCGUGCCUGGUCUUCGGAAACACUACACAAUGCUGCUCUCACCUCCCAGGGGCCAGGCCACAGCCUGGCCUCGGGACCAGCUCUUCGUAUAACCCACAUGAAUGUAUUAAAGAAUAAUUUUGGAGAAACGGUGCGGCCUGCCAGCCUCCUCCUUGCUUCGGGUAUUCGGCACCAUCACAGCUACUUGAACCCUUUCCUCUUCUCUUCCCUUUGUGGCCUCUGAACCCGAUGGAGCAGCCCUGGGGAGACAGGCUGGGACCUCUAGGUGGGAGAUUGAGGUUCUGGGUCAUCUCCACCCUGGACCUCCGGGCCUCAGCCCCAGUCAUAUCCCCUUCGCAUCCGACAAACCCUGCUCCGCACCCCACUGCUGAGACAGUGGCUGCUGUCCGUAGUUUCACCACUAGUCCUUUGUCUGAGCUCGCCCCUCUGCCCCUCCCUCGGUCCUCAUCCCCGCCUCUCUCGUUUGCUCCCUCGCAUUCCUCUCUCCUCAGCCCUUCCUCUCUAGUUGCUUCUUCUUCGUACACCUCAGCCGUGCUCAAGUCAUGCCCAUCUUAAAAAUAGUGAAAGAUCUUUAAACCCUUCCCCCUUUUCCUACUUCAUGAAUAAAUUGCUUGAUAAAGUACACCCUAACUGGUGUGGCUCGGCGGGUUGGGCGUUGUCCUGCAAACAGAAAGGUUAUGGGUUCAAUUUCUGGUCAGUACACACGCCUGGGUUGCAGGCCAGGUCCCUAGUUGGGGGCAUGUGAGAGGUAACCGAUCAAUGCUUCUCCCCGAUAUCAAUACUUCUCUCCCACUCCUUUUCCCUCCCCUCCCCUUCCCUUCUCGAAUGAA